ACGGCGUCAGUAGCAACAAAAAUGUCUGUGGACAAUUGUUGACACGCACAAAGGGUUAUGAACUUUGACAUGGAAUCCGCACCUACCUACUGUAAAACGUUUAAAACUGCAACUGAAAAUACUUUUAAAGAUCAUCGGCAUAAAAGAUUAUCGAUGCAAACGCCAAGUACCUCCAAAAUGUCGAUGACAUUCACAGUGAAGAGCCAAUCCUUAGUACAGCUGUGGCAAGAGAUUGAACGGAUCAAAGCCGAAUUCAACGUCUUUAUUGAAAUUCAGGAAAACGCAGACGACAAAGAGCUUACUUGGGUCAUGGUAAAUGGUCAGCGUCAGAAAGAAGCAAAGGAUUAUAUAACUUCAUUUUGUAAUCCUGAAUGUACCCAAGUGCUGGUCUGUCCUGAAAUCUUUGGUGAAUUCCUCGAAGAUACCAGAAGGAAAUUGGAAGUAAAUUAUGAAGUGGUAUGCAGAAUUAUUGAUGAUUUAAGCAUAGAGGUCUGUGGUAGCGUGUUGAAUGUAACAUUAGCUUCAUCAGCGUUUGAGGAAAUCAUUGUUCAGUUUGAUGACAAUGUCGCAAAGGCUACUAACAAAAACCAUGAAGAUAUCAUUGACAGCCAUUUGUGUAGUUUUGCUCUAAAUGAAGAAUGGCAGGGAUUAGAUGCAGAAACAUCUAUUAGUCUACCACCGAAUGUCAAACGGGCUCUUCUGUCUGUUUUGUCGGAGGAACCAGUUGAUAAAGGAGAUAAGUUAAUAGAUGGAAGAAAUGCAGCGUUAGGAGAAGUUCACCAUUCUAUUGACGUUACUGAUGAUGAUGAAAUUGUUUUUGAUGCAUCUGGUCUUUGUAGCACAGUUAAGAAAAAACCAAAGACCAAUAUGUCUUCAAACAGCAUGACCGAAAGAUUCCCAGAGAAAAAUGUGUCCUUAGAUGGCAGCUAUAUUGACGAAGAUGAAUCUGUGAUAUUUCUGGGGACAAAAAGGUCGACAAAAGCUCAAUUUGAUGAAAGUAUCAUUAGCGGUAAUGUCAUUUGUACUCCUGACCCAAAAAAGCUCCGCCUUGAUACUAUAGAUACCAUCUACCUUGACUCAUCACAAUCAGAUUCUGAAUUACCAGAUAGCCACCAGAGCCUUGUCCAGGUGCUUGUGGAUGUUGGAUAUGAGAAAUGGGCCAUUGAGGCUGCCCAAGCCACCCUAAGUAUAGAAGAGAGAAGAGAUCACAAGAAAGUACUGAAUAUACUUCAAAGUCAGAAGAAUGAGAAUAAACUGAAGUCUUUAACAUUACCACGACGUAUACAAGAUAACAUGUACAAGAUCAAGAAGGAAGAUGUUAGUGUGAUAGAUCUUUUGCCAGAUCCUGUGCCAGAUCAGCAGGACUUAACAGUUUUGAGUGUUGAAGAGCUGGAGAAGAGGCAUCAACAACUUGUAAAUGCUGUUAGUGUCAGACAGCCGAAAAGCAUGCCAGCAAUGCUUACACCAAUGAAAAUGAAGCCAAAAUACUGUGGCUCACUUCCUCAAAGUACUCCAAUGGUGAAGUUGAACUCUAACCAAGUCUCCAGUACAAGUAAUCUUCCUGAUCUAGAUAUAACCGUUGUCGAUUCAGGAAAGAUUAAAAUAUCUGAAACGAAAGGAAAUAACCAAAAUUCUGAUUCUGUUGAUGUAGACUGCAUUGGAGAACUCAAAGUCAGAACGACAGCAACUAGAGUACCAGUUAAACCACCAGCUGAAGACUGGAUCUAUGUAUCAUCAUCCUCUAGUAACUCUGAUUCAUCUACUGAAGCUGUCCGUAAGGUAAAAAUAACAUCAGAGAAGUCGCUAGUAUCGGCAAUUGAGAAUGAACUGGUAGCACGUCAAGAAACAAACCUUUUAACACAACAAGCAAAGUUAGAAGAAGAUUUGAGAAAACAGCAAGAGGAAAUUAAGGAAGAACUGGAAAAACGCUAUGCAGAACAACACAAACAGCUCCGUCUGGAUAAUGAAAAGUUACAGAAGAAACAGGAAGAAUCAAUCAAAGAAUUAAUGCAGAUGAUGGAAAAUCAAAAGAAAGAACAGUUACAGAAGGAGGAAAAACUCAAGAAAGAACUGACUGAGAAGGUGAGAAAGGACAAGGAAAUAAAGGAUCUAGAGAUACAAACAAAAAAGAUGCAGGAAGCUUUACGUAAGCAAGAGGAGCUAAUGAAGAAGCUGCAGCAACAGAACCUUGCAAGUAUGAAGGCACCCAGUCUCCCAAUGGAAUCACCAAUUAGAAUCGAGCCAAAGGUUGCCAAAGUAGCCAGUGGUCUUAGGCCAAUUGUAAUAGACGGAAGCAAUGUUGCGAUGACGCAUGGCAAAGGUAAGGUGUUUUCAUGUCGUGGAAUCGCACUUUGUGUCAAGUAUUUCCAAGACCGUGGCCAUAAGGAAAUAACAGUGUUCUUGCCUCAUUGGCGCAAGACACAAGAGGCAUCUCGUGACAAGCCAAUUACAGACCGGAAAAUUCUAGAUGACUUAGAAAGGAAGGAAUUUUUGCAUUUCACUCCGUCUAGGAAAGUGAGAGGGCGCUUCAUCGUAUCGUAUGAUGACAGGUUCAUUGUCCGCUUGGCAUCAAUGAAUGAUGGAGUGAUUGUAUCCAAUGACAACUACCGGGAUUUGAUGAGUGAGUCAGAAAAAUGGAAGAGGGUUAUUGAAGAACGGUUGUUAAUGUACAACAUUGUCGGUGAUAUUUUCUUGUUCCCCGAUGACCCGCUCGGAAGAAAUGGUCCAACGCUUGAUCAGUUUUUACAGAAACAACCUCUAAAUGUACAUGAACAACCAGAAUGCACAGUAUCAGCACUACCAGCACUAUCAGCGUUUCCCAAGCAGAUUCAACUUUCCAGGCAACCAGGCCAAUUAUUACCGCAUGAUGAACAGUUAUCGCCUCUCAUACAAUCAUUGGCAGUACCGCCACAAAUAGAACUACCGAACCGUACUGUCGACUGGAACCAGGAGAACCUCCCCGACCACUUUCCUAUGUUAAGGGCUCCUGUUGCUCCUCAAAUUGGAAAUCCAAGACGUUCAGUUAUUGAGGAUGAACGGUGGGAUUUUAUGGACCCAAGUAGAAGGCUAAAUACAGGUUAUCCUAUACGCAGACAUACAGUGCAUGCACGUACAGAACCAAUUAUAAGACAUUCAAGACCGCCAGACACUCGAAGACAUGAACCUCAACAUAGGAAUCUUAAACAAGACAUUGAUCGUAGGAAACAAGAAAUUGAUCAUAGAAAACAAGAUCAAAUACCACGUCAACAAGAUGAGAGAUUUGAAGGGAAUACAGAUAUGGAAGAAUUAACUCGCGUUUUUGAAAAGUUAGCGACAAUCUUUCCAAAUAAAGAGGAAAAAAUUAUGACUGUCCUCCAUCGUUAUCCGGAUGUAAAAGAUGUGAAAAGAUAUGCGAAUAUGAUUAAGGAUCCAGGGAUACUUGAAAUGCCGGCAAAAGUGCCACAAAAUGUACGGACGUUGCCGAUGUAUGCUAAAUUGAAAAAUGUCUUUCCCGACUCGGACAGUGAGAUUGUUAAGCUUCUUACAAAGCAUCCGGAUGUGGAUGAUAUGAACGCUCUCUGUGCAAUGCUUCUUGAAUGAUACUUUAGUUCUCACCUACUGGCACUUCGCAUUUGAAUCUUCAGCCAUAAAGUCCUGUUCACACUAUCAAAUUCUAUUUGACAAAAACAUGUGAUAUGUCUAAAUAUGGUCAUGAUGACAUCACAUCGUGACCAUAUAUUGGCACAUGAUGACCAUAUAUAGGCAUAUCAUGACUAGAUAUGGGCAUACAAUUUGAUGAUGCAGACGGAGCUUUACAGUGGAAUGUUUUGUGUUGCAGCACCAGCUUUCUUUUUUGAAUAUCUGUCCCCACUGUUUUUUCACAAAUUUUAAAAAGCUGACAUUUCAUAAAAGGUACCACCAAAUUUCAUGAAAGGAAGCCUACAAAACAAAAGAACAUUUUUUCAUAUACUAAUACAACAAAUAAACAUCCAUAUUAAAAUCACUGUGUAGUAAUAUAAUUUUUUUAGUAAUCACUGAUUUUUUUAGAAUCCUUCACUAACUUGAAGUACCUUAUAUAUGUAAUACUGAUAAUUCUUAAUAAUAAUUUAAAUUCUUUUUCUUUGGAACAAAUCUGUUAUAGGGAUAAUAACAAUAAUAUUUAUUAAUUUUCUGUAAUGAGUAGUUUUGACAAAUGUAAUAUACUGCAUAUUUUAGUAUGUAAUAUACUGUAUAUCAUAAUGUGUAUUACCCAUAUCACUAUAAUUACAUCACCCUUAGUAGACCAUAGUCUUUCUGUGUAGAAUAUAAUAGCAUAAUGCAAACUCAGUGUAUCUCCAUAUCUAUUAUGACUCUGAUGAUCAGAGUGGCUGCUCGCAAUGUAAUUUGCAUUUUCGCUGAAAACAAAAUACUGUAAAAUGAACACAAUACUUCAUAUCCAUGGACUAAAUUGUGUAUUAAUAUACAAAAAAUAAUUAUAGUACUGUUCUGUACUAUAGUCGAACUGUACAGAAAAAUAACAUCUUUGAAAAUUAGCAUUGAUUUAAUAAUGGCAUUUAGUUUCAUGUCUGUUUUUUUGUAUAUUUGCUAUAUACUCUAUAUGUGUGUUUAUGUAUUUAUGAUAUAUAUAUAUAUAUAUAUAUAUAUAUAUAUAUACAUGUACACCAUACCUGCCUCCUUUCUUCCUCCCACUUUCCCAAUGUUCGCUUUCUUGUCAUGUUUGCAAUCCGUGUCAGUCAUAAUGACGGUUACUAUAUUCCUCUUAUUUUGUUUUUGUUUCAUUUUAAAAUUGCAUGACUUGCAACUAGCCUAAUAAAAUAAAAAAAUAAAAGCGUGGUAAUAAUUAUUAUAUGGCUUAUAUAUAACUGAAGAAAGAUUGUGAAAAUUGAAUACAAAAUACCAAAGAUGAGAAAGAUUUUGAUGUGAUUAGAAAAACGAUUUUAUUUUUGUUUUAAGGUGAGAUGUCUCCCAGACCAGAAAUUGUAUUUGUUAAUGAAAUUGAAUUUAUUGAUAUUAAAUCCACUUUAUUCAAAAUUUA
Messenger RNA from Anneissia japonica, 5014 nucleotides. Its product is annotated as uveal autoantigen with coiled-coil domains and ankyrin repeats-like. Bases 58 to 3579 code for a protein of 1173 amino acids. The transcript has 8 exons. Gene Ontology annotation, cellular component: nucleus; cytoplasmic ribonucleoprotein granule. Gene Ontology annotation, molecular function: RNA endonuclease activity; mRNA binding. NCBI's taxonomy places the organism in Eukaryota, Metazoa, Echinodermata, Crinoidea, Comatulida, Comatulidae. The record is from RefSeq and is a predicted model, not a curated record.